Messenger RNA from Sphaerodactylus townsendi, 1623 nucleotides. Its product is annotated as pyruvate kinase PKM-like. Gene Ontology annotation, molecular function: potassium ion binding; pyruvate kinase activity; magnesium ion binding. Lineage: Eukaryota; Metazoa; Chordata; Lepidosauria; Squamata; Sphaerodactylidae. Gene Ontology annotation, cellular component: cytoplasm. Gene Ontology annotation, biological process: cellular response to insulin stimulus; glycolytic process. The transcript has 8 exons. The record is from RefSeq and is a predicted model, not a curated record. The coding region runs from base 1 to 1623 and encodes 540 amino acids.
AUGCGUGGAAAGUAUUUGGCAGUGCCCUGGUACAAGGAGGAGCGAGACCGAAGCCUGCGCAUGAUAUACCACAGUUUUUCAUAUCAGAAGCCACGUGGAAAGUACUCAAGUCCACGUAACACUUCGCUAUAUGGUUCUCUGACCAUCAGCAAUGUUCAAACAAAUGACUCCGGGGUGUACUACUGCGCCACCCCCUUCUAUCCUUAUGCAAUCUGUCAAAAAACGCGGCUAAUUGUCACAACCGCUCACGUUCUGAACUUGCGUCUUCAGGGGGAGGACAAGGAAGUGGAGCUGGUGAAGGGAUCUCAGAUGAUCGUGACCACAGACCCAGCGUUCCAGCAGUGCUGUGACCAGCGGGCCGUCUGGGUCGAUUACGCCAACCUGCCGAAGGUUGUCAAGGUCGGCGGACGGAUCUUCAUCGACGACGGGCUCAUUUCCUUACUGAUCAAGGAAAUCCGCCCCGACGGCUGUGUGGUGGAGGUGGAGAACGGCGGGAUGCUCUGCAGCCGCAAAGGGGUCAAUCUGCCAGGGGCCAAAGUGGACCUGCCGGCCGUGUCCGCACGGGACGUGCAGGACCUGCAGUUUGGCCUGAAGCAUGGCGUCGACAUCGUCUUCGCCUCCUUCAUCCGCAAGGCCAGCGAUGUGACCGCGGUCCGGCAGGUGCUGGGAGAGCGGGGCCGCAGCAUCAAAGUCAUCAGCAAGAUUGAAAACCACGAGGGGGUCAAAAGGUUCGACGAAAUCCUGGAGGCCAGCGAUGGCAUUAUGGUGGCCCGGGGCGACCUGGGCAUUGAGAUCCCGGGCGAGAAGGUUUUCCUGGCUCAGAAGAUGAUGAUCGGCCGCUGUAACCGUGCCGGGAAGCCCGUCAUCUGCGCCACUCAGAUGCUGGAGAGCAUGGUCAAAAAGCCGCGUCCCACAAGGGCGGAAGUCAGCGACGUGGCCAACGCGGUGUUGGACGGGGCCGACUGCAUCAUGCUGUCGGGGGAAACGGCCAAGGGCGCCUACCCCAUGGAGGCUGUGCGGAUGCAGCAUGCGAUCGCCCGGGAAGCCGAGGCCGCCAUGUACCACCAGCAGCUCUUCCAGGAGUUACGCCGCCUGACCCCGCUGAGCCAAGAUCCCACAGAGGUGACGGCCAUCGGUGCCGUCGAGGCCUCGUUCAAGUGCUGCGCGGCCGCCAUUGUCGUCCUCACGACGUCUGGCAGAUCUGCCCAGCUGCUCUCCCGCUAUCGUCCACGGGCCCUUAUUAUUGCCGUGACACGCAACGAGCAGGUGGCCCGGCAGGGGCACCUGAACCGUGGCAUCUUCCCAGUCUUGUGGCGUGGCGCUAAGCAAGAGGUGUGGGCAGACGACGUCGAUCGGCGUGUGCAGUUUGGCAUGGAGAUAGGUGAGUUGCAGAAAUGCAGUCCGGCCUCCACCUGGUGGCGGUCCUCUAUUCCUCUUCUGCCAAUCCACAACUCCCUUGGGGUCAAGCUCCGCUCCUCCGCUCCUUCCGAUUGGUUCCGACGACCAUGGGCCGUCCUCAUACGAUGGAAACAGCCAAUCCAGGCGGUGGAGCCGGCAUGGUCCCUUUUUCGCCCCACGGACAUGGGCCACGCCCUCUUUCGCACUGCCUUUCGGGAAGCGUAG